This is a messenger RNA of Drosophila arizonae, 1138 nucleotides long. RefSeq lists its product as uncharacterized. The record is from RefSeq and is a predicted model, not a curated record. NCBI's taxonomy places the organism in Eukaryota, Metazoa, Arthropoda, Insecta, Diptera, Drosophilidae.
AAACCACUGUGCGGUGGUUCGUUUCAUAGAGCAUGCGUCGGAAUUUUCUCUAAUUAAUUCAUUUCUUUGUGUGCGCCUGUGUAUGUGAGUCGAGUGUAUGCAUGUGUGUGAGAGCAAGCCCCGCUCUCUGGCGGUCUGCGGCGCAGUGCGUGGCUCGGUCAAAAUCAGUUGGUGCAAUGCCGGCCUAGAACGAGCUGCUUGACUCCAUAUUAGCUCCGUCAUUAACUCUCAUCAUUAUUUUGUUACGUUUUUUUUUCUGUUUGUUGCUUGUUUGCCUAAUGUGCGCUGCGAUUGGCAGUCAAUAAACUGAAAAAGCUGAAAGGAAGACAAGUGUUGUAAAGGACUGCAAUUAGUGAACAUGUGCCAGCCCGCCGCAGCUUAGCGAUGAAUCUGAUACUGCCACCACUGGCAGCUGCUCUGCGACUGCAGUUGUUGUUUUUGUUAUUAGUGCUGCUGCUGAUUUGCCGCUGGGAAUUGGUGCUGCCGAUGCCGUUACCCCCCGUGCGUCGCAAUAUAAUCAAGGUGCGUGCGAGUGGCUUCUUGCCAUUCGAAUCGGAUCUGGUGCUGCCGUUGGGCAUCCUGCGCCAGCUGCAAGCACAGGAGCGUAUCUCGCGUGUGCUGCCGCCCGCUCGCUACGCCAAGCCGGUGCGCCGGAAAACGAAGCCAAAGGUCAAGCAACAGGUGCGCCUGGAGCGCGCCCACAUGCGAGGCGGAGCCGACGCGGAUGCAGGCAUCCAGCUGUACAAUCUGAUCGACGACGAUGGCGAGCUGCUGCUCAGUCUGCGCGUGCACAGCGACACCAAGAGCAACAGUCACAGUCACGGCAAGAGCAACAACAACAACUUAGAUGGGGACAUGAGCGCGCCCUGGCGACCAUCGAGAUGGCGACCCACAACAAGCCUUCCGCUGAUAACAUCAUCCUCGCCGCGCCCACUGCCUCUGCAUCAGUAUCUGAGCAGUGGGAAUAGCGUGGAGCAGGCUCCCAUGACGCAACAGCGACGCAUGUUUGGAGCUCGUCCAGAUUGGAUCUACCACUGACAAGCGAACCCCAUCUUUCAUGAAAAAUCUCUAAUCUAUUUUCAACACACACACACACACACACACAUUUGUCAAACACACCUUCACCAGCACACACACA